Molecule: messenger RNA, 1953 nt
Organism: Adineta ricciae
Lineage: Eukaryota; Metazoa; Rotifera; Eurotatoria; Adinetida; Adinetidae
Source: the annotation of a GenBank genome assembly
AUGAUCAGUAGAUAUUUAUUUGUUUGUUUCUAUUUCGUUUCAUUUUUUCUCAUUAAUCGUUGGUAUGAUUUCUAUCAAUAUUACUUUCAUCUAUCGACACAUACUUCACUAUCUCAACAUAUCAUAUCGGCUAAUCAAUUGAACGUUAAACAAUUACAGUAUAUUCUUAAUUUACGCGGUAUUACUUAUGUAAAUAUUAAUGAUAAAUAUGAUCUUAUCAAAAUGGUCGAACAAACUGGUGCUGUUCGCGAAAGUGAAUUGUACGAACCGAUCGAAGACGAAUAUGAAAGUCAAACUACGUUCUUCUCAUCAUAUAAGCAAUUAUUAGAUUUCGUCGAUGAUUGUAAAGAUACUAUUUGGUUUGUUCACAUUCUUCCGAAUGAACGAUCUCGAGAAUCGUUGGUUCACCUUCCUUUUGACAAAUGGCGAACAAUCGAGCGUCGUUUAGCGAUAAACAACAUUCAAGCAGGAAUUGUAAAUUGUUCAAAUAACGAAUAUUCAAAUUUGUGUCGAACUUUAACAAACGAACGAUUUGUUUUGCUUCUUCCAUCAAUAAACCGACGGUUGCCGAAGAUCUAUUCGUACGAAAUCUAUUCCAUCAAACAUUAUGACUACCAAUACAUACUACGAUGGUUAAGUAAAACAUUGGAUAAUCAUUUGAAGAAAGAUUUCGAUUGGUAUGAAGUCUCUCGAGAGAAACGUUCGUCAAUCGAACUACGAAUGAAUAAUCAAUUCUAUUCAUCAACCAUCCCAAUCUACUAUUUCACACUAUUGUAUCGUUACCAUUCAAAUAUAAAUUUUUAUUUGCACUUUCAUGAAUAUCAGCCAUUACAAAUACGAUUCUCACUACACAAUUCAUCUCUUCAUACUUAUGUUUACAAUGAUUUGACUAAGAUUCAUAAUUUUCAUGAAUUACAUUCAUAUCGUUCUUUGAACACAUUUCUAUCGUAUUUAACAAUCAAUUUCCAAACAUUAAUCUAUGUUUACUAUUUGAUUUUAAAUAUUUAUUUUCUUUAUGAUAUCUAUUUGGUACAAUCGAUGAGUUUGAUGAAGAAAAUCUUCAUGAUCAACGUUAUAUCAGGUUUCUUUUGGUCAUUAUGCCUGAUUUGUCUGUCCACCGAUCGAAUCGAUCAAUACUUACAAAUCGUCGCUUUUCAUUUCAUAAAAUAUUCUCACCAAUCAACAUUUUUAAUGUUUAUUCGAAAUGAUUUACUUAUUUAUUCCACUAUGUCCAAAUGGAUCCUAUAUCCAAUAUUGAUUUCAUUACACAUCAGUAUUGGCUUGUGCUUUCGAUGGUAUUUGAAGGAAAAAUUUGGAAGAAUGACAGCUGACUUACCUAAUGAUGUUAUUAUGAUCGAUCAAACCCAUGCACUGUGUUCCAAAGUUUGGCAAUACGUUUUGUGUUUGUUAUUCUCUGAUCACGGGCCAACUGAUCAUGGAAAUACGACGCUUUUGCGAUAUUUUUCUCAGGAUAGUUUAUGGUUGGAUCAACAUUCGUUAUUGACAAUGAAUUCGAACGGAACAGCAACAGUUCGUUCCGGCAUUGAUCUAACGCGUCUUCCUACUUGGCGUUUUACCAUUCGGAAGCGUAAGACAACUCAUGGUGCUAGUGAAUACUAUUCCGAUAUGGAAUUAGAACAAGCUAAUCAUAACAACGAACAAACUUGUCCAAUAAAGAGAUCGUUUGGAUAUCGAAGGAUAUUGUUGACUCAACAAGAGAACUGUUAUACAAGUGAAUCAGAUGAAAAUAACAAUUCAUGGAAUUCACCUAGCGAGAAACUGAACAGUAGUGAAAUCUAUCAAUGUUCAAUCUGUUUGGAAAAGUAUAUCAAUCAUGUGUAUAUAUGUACAUUACCAUGUCUUCACCAUUUUCAUCGAAAAUGUCUAUUCGAUUGGUUAUCGAAUGGUGAACAUACGACUUGUCCACUUUGUCGUUCAUCGGUGCUGGACUAA